Lasiodiplodia theobromae is the source of this 1059-nucleotide messenger RNA. RefSeq names its product Peroxin 26. The record is from RefSeq and is a predicted model, not a curated record. Bases 1 to 1059 code for a protein of 352 amino acids. NCBI's taxonomy places the organism in Eukaryota, Fungi, Ascomycota, Dothideomycetes, Botryosphaeriales, Botryosphaeriaceae. The transcript is spliced from 3 exons.
AUGUCCAUGACCUACGAGAACAUGCUGUCGGCCUCCGUCGCCUCGCUCGGCUCACCGCAGAGGCCGCAGACCGCGCAGAUCGCGAAGACAUACCGCCAAGCUGCUCAGCUGUUCCUCACACGACGCCUGCCCGAGGCCCUCUCCACCAUCGAACCCGUCAUCACUCCUGCGCUCCCCGACGAAGCCGAACAAGACCAGGAUAGUAAAUACGCCGCAUUCGCGCCCAUCGCGUAUGCGUCGCGCGGCACCCGCGUCAAGGUCUGGAGCUUCUACCUGACCUUCUUGAACUCCGUUAUAGAACUGGGGCCCGAGGAAGGCAAGCAUGCAUUUGGCAGUACAAAAUGGAAGGCCUUGGUUUCCAAAUGCCGCGAUGGAAGCGUGUGGGAGGAAGUAGUGCGGGCCGGCUAUGGCGGAGUUGAGGGCAGUGUCGACCCCGACGUCGUUAUAAAUUUAGCGACAUUGCUGUUGACGCACGCCCCGUCGCAACAAGUGACCCAGCAGCGUCUCGAAACAUACCUCUCUUCCUCGGCACAACCCACUUUCGACAUCACUGCGCACAUGAACUCUCCCCUCUACGCCCAAAAACGGCCGGGUAUUAGGAGCCAUGGUACGAAUACGCCACGAGACCUCAACUCCCGCCUGAAGCUGCUCGAGCUGUAUACCCUUCACGUUCUUCCGCGUAACGACGAGUGGGAAUAUGCUCGCGAAUUCAUAGGCAUGAGCGAAGUGCUUGAUGACGAGCGGAAGGAAGCAUUUCUUCUGGCUCUGCACGGCCUCAAGGAAGAGCAGGAAAGCGCGGCCAUGAGAGAAGCCCAGCUACGGCAGCAACAACAGGAACAGUUGGAACGCCGCCGCCAGGAAGCGGAAACACAUCGCCGCGAAGCUGAAGAAGAGGAAUCUCGGCGGCGACGGGAGCAAGAAGAACGUGAGGCCAGACAGCCCUUUGCUCUAGCAUUCGGUAGACAGGAUCUACGAGAUCGCGUGAAACGUCUACUACGGAUCGCGUGGGAGAAGAUGCGCAGAACUGUGGGAAUGGGCGUCAAGGUAUCGUACAUCUGA